This is a messenger RNA of Leptopilina heterotoma, 2858 nucleotides long. RefSeq names its product probable ATP-dependent RNA helicase DDX10. The coding region runs from base 191 to 2620 and encodes 809 amino acids. Gene Ontology annotation, molecular function: ATP binding; RNA helicase activity; nucleic acid binding. The record is from RefSeq and is a predicted model, not a curated record. The transcript is spliced from 12 exons. Gene Ontology annotation, biological process: rRNA processing. Gene Ontology annotation, cellular component: nucleus. Lineage: Eukaryota; Metazoa; Arthropoda; Insecta; Hymenoptera; Figitidae.
UGUGCGUUGGCCUUUAGCAAACGGAGCACAUGCAGAGAGACCAUGCUUUCUGCCCUUUCUGCUAAGAAUAAACAAUAACUAACCUCGCUUUCAUAUCAAUAAAAUCCACGUGUAUUUGUAUUAACACUUGCAUUUUUACUGUGGAAGUUUUUCUUGAAAAUUCUGUCAAAUUGACAGCUUUUUAACAACUAUGAUAAAAACAACUAAUAAUGAAAAGAAAAAGAUAAAAGUAUAUCACAGAAAGAAAAAUGUACCAGAAAAAAGUAUCAUUAAAAAUCUGCAGUCUCAAUAUGACAAAAUCGAUGAAAGGCAAAUUAUGAAAUUUGCUGAUUUACCAUUGUCAUCACAGACGCAAAAAGGAUUAAAAGAAAGUCAAUAUAUUACUUUAAGCGACAUACAAAGACAAAGUAUUGGCCUUGCACUAAGGGGACUCAAUAUUCUUGGUGCAGCUAAAACUGGCAGUGGAAAAACCUUAGCAUUCCUAAUACCUGUUAUUGAGUCAUUGUACUGCAAGCAAUGGACGAAAUUGGAUGGCAUUGGUGCUCUUAUAAUAACACCAACUAGAGAAUUGGCAUAUCAAAUAUAUGAAACGCUGAGAAAAGUAGGACAUUAUCAUGAUCUCUCAGCGGGUUUAAUUAUUGGUGGAAAGGAUUUACAUUUUGAAAAGAAAAGAAUGAAUCAGUGUAACAUCAUUAUUUGCACUCCUGGACGUUUAUUACAACACAUGGAUGAAAAUCCACUAUUUGAUUGUUCAAAUAUGCAGAUAUUAGUUCUUGAUGAAGCUGACAAGUGUUUAGAUAUGGGUUUUGAAGCCACGAUGACCGCUAUAAUUGAAAAUUUGCCAGAGGAACGUCAAACUCUUUUAUUUUCCGCUACACAAACUAGAUCCACACGAGACUUGGCUAAGUUAAGUCUUAAAGAUCCCAUUUAUGUGUCCGUUCACGAAUAUUCAGCACACACUACUCCUGAGUUUCUUCAACAAAGUUAUGUAAUUUGUGAAUUAGAAGAUAAAAUAGGGAUGCUGUGGUCAUUCAUGAAAAAUCAUCUUAAGCAAAAAGUUAUUGUUUUCUUUUCUACUUGCAAGCAGGUUAAAUUUAUGUAUGAAGCCUUUUGCCGAAUGAGACCUGGAACAAGUCUUUUAUCAUUAUAUGGAAAGAUGCAUCAACUAAAGAGAAUGAAUAUUUACGAAACGUUUUGUAGAAAACAACAUGCAGUAUUGUUUGCUACAGACAUUGCUUCGAGAGGGCUAGACUUUCCUGAUGUUGACUGGGUUGUACAAAUGGAUUGUCCGGAAGAUACAAAUUCUUACAUUCAUCGAGCAGGAAGAACUGCAAGAUUUCAGAGUGGUGGCGAAUCUUUGCUAGUACUUCUUCCUAGUGAAACAAAUAUAGUCGAGAAAUUGCAAGAUUCCAAGAUUCCAAUCUCAAUGAUCAAAAUCAAUCCAAACAAAUUGCAAUUUCCGCAUCGUAAACUGGAAGCUUUAAUGGCUCGUGAUUGUGCAUUGAAAGAAAGCGCGCAAAGAGCUUUUGUGGCAUACGUUAAAUCCGUUCAUCUCAUGCAAGACAAGAGUAUCUUCAACGUCAAAAAUUUAAAAAUAGAUGAUUUUGCAAGGUCACUGGGUUUAAUAACGCCCCCAAAACUUCGUUUUCUACAGAAAAUUAAAGAUUCUUCAACCAAUGCUUCAACCAACACCAAAACACAAACAAAUAAGGAAAAAGAAUCCUCCGCGAUACAACUUUUGAAACAUAGUGUUUCAAGUGAAGAAAUCGAUUCUUCUGAUGAUAUGUCUGUAAAUAACUUUGAAGAGAAACCAAAAACUAGCCACUUUAAACACCCUGGUAAUCACGGUCUUGUUAAUAACAAUGAUGACGACGAUGAUGAUGAAAUUUUAACUAUAAAACGAAGAAAUAUACAAAUUGAUCCAUUGAUUGAACCAGAAGAAAUGCAAUUAAAGAAAAAGAAAUCUGUCACUAAAGCCGCUGUAGCGAAGAAAAUUCUUAAAAAGAACAUUGUGCCAAAUAAAAAAAUUAAUUUUGAUGAAGACGGACAGGAAAUCUUGGAUACAGCAAAAUCAAAACAAUCAGAUAUAGGAAAAGAAUACGAACAGGAGGAGGAUUCUGGAAUAAAUAUUGAAACAGCGAAGAAAGCAUUACUUUAUGAAGAUAGCUUUGACAAAAAACGAUUUAAAGAAAAAAUAAAGGAAAAACAUCGAAAGGAAAAGCAGAAGCUUAAAAAUCAAAAGAAGCAGACAUCAGAGAAGGACGAGGAAAGCGAUGCAGAUUAUUCAGGAAGUGAAGAGUACGAAAGUGAUGGGGAGUCAGUUCAAUCCAAUUUGUCUUGGUUACCUGAUCCAGAUGAAAUUUACGGACACGGACCUCAGUCAGAUGAUGGUAAUGAUAGUGAAGAUAGUAAUCAAGUCAUAGACGAUAUUAAAAAACAUAAAAGUAUCAAAAAUAAAUUCGAAAACGCUCCAGAUGAAACUCAAAGUCUUAGAGCGCAAAAAAGGAAAUCACUUUCCAGCAAAGAUCGGAAGAAUAUUAAAAAAACUCGCCAGGACGUGUCACCGUUUGAUUCAUUACACGUGGAUGAAGAACUAGCAUUGCAACUUCUACGAGAUUAGAGUAUAAAAACUGUUUUAAAAAUUAAUAUGUAUACUUUAAAGUACAAAUGUACAAAUGCUGUACAUAUAGAAUAUUUUUAAAUCCGAAACGUCUCCUUAAAAUAAUUAUAAAGUUUAAAAAUACCGUGUAAUUCAUGUAUGUGUGUAUAGUUUAUUCGUCAAUUAUCUCCUUAGGAGGAAAAUUUUCUUACUUUCAUGUACAUAUUUACAAAACAUAUUAAAUCAUUUAUUAAUAACA